This is a messenger RNA of Eutrema salsugineum, 1503 nucleotides long. RefSeq names its product mannan endo-1,4-beta-mannosidase 7. Bases 64 to 1359 code for a protein of 431 amino acids. NCBI's taxonomy places the organism in Eukaryota, Viridiplantae, Streptophyta, Magnoliopsida, Brassicales, Brassicaceae. Gene Ontology annotation, molecular function: hydrolase activity, hydrolyzing O-glycosyl compounds. The record is from RefSeq and is a predicted model, not a curated record. The transcript has 5 exons.
AAAUAGUAAGAGGGAGAGGGAGAGAGAGAGAGAGCGCUCAACAACAACAAAACAUUAAAGAAGAUGAAGCUUCUGGGUCUGAUAAUAUUUCUAGCGAUCGUGAUCCAACAAAGCUAUUGGGAGCUAGGAGCUGAUGCGUUUUCGAGCGACGGGUUCGUGAGGACGAAAGGAGUUCAGUUUAGUCUCAAUGGCUAUCCUUAUUACGCCAAUGGCUUCAAUGCCUAUUGGCUCAUGUACGUUGCCUCCGAUCCAUCCCAAAGGUCUAAGAUCUCCGCCGCAUUUCAAGAAGCUUCUCGCCAUGGUCUGACCGUUGCUCGAACCUGGGCUUUCAGCGACGGCGGUUACAGGCCUCUCCAGUAUACCCCUGGCUCUUACAAUGAGGAUAUGUUUCAGGGUUUGGACUUUGCGAUAGCUGAAGCAAGAAGGCAUGGUAUAAAGGUAAUACUCAGCUUUGCCAAUAACUACGUGAGCUUUGGAGGGAAGAAGCAAUAUGUGGAUUGGGCUAGAAGUCGAGGCCGUCCCGUAUCUUCUGAAGAUGACUUCUUCACAGACUCUCUUGUUAAAGAUUUCUACAAAAACCAUAUCAAGGCUGUGCUGAACAGAUUCAAUACCUUCACCAAAGUACAUUAUAAAGAUGACACAACCAUUAUGGCUUGGGAGCUCAUGAACGAGCCUCGCUGCCCCUCAGAUCCAACCGGACGAACCAUUCAGGCUUGGGUUACGGAAAUGGCUGCUCAUGUGAAAUCACUAGACAGAAACCAUCUGCUUGAAGCUGGCCUCGAAGGUUUCUACGGUCAGUCCUCACCCCAAAGCAAGACACUAAACCCACCUGGCCAAUUUGGAACCGAUUUCAUCGCCAAUAACCGUGUCCCCGGCAUUGAUUUCGUCACGGUCCACUCGUACCCCGACGAAUGGUUUGUAGACUCAAGCGAGCAAGCUCAAAUGGAAUUCUUAAACAAAUGGAUCGACGCACACAUACAAGACGCUCAGAACGUUCUUCAAAAACCAAUAAUUAUAGCAGAAUUUGGUAAAUCAGAGAAGAAAGCAGGAUAUUCACCUGCGCAGAGAGACAUUGUAUACAACACCGUGUACAGCAAGAUUUACGGGUCUGCGAAACGAGGAGGCGCAGCAGCAGGAGGAUUGUUCUGGCAACUUCUGGGCAACGGAAUGGAUAAUUUUCAAGAUGGCUAUGGGAUCAUACUUAGCCAACGCUCUUCUUCGACGGUUAACGUCAUUGCUCAGCAGUCGCGCAAGUUGACUCUGCUUCGGAAAAUCUUCGCUAGGAUGAUCAAUGUGGAGAAAUGGAAGAGAGCCCACCAGAGGCGAGUAAGAAAAGGAGCUCACAAAAUCCAAAACUGAAACCUAAGACUAAGACAAGUGCCUUUCUCUAAUGACGAGUUUUCAUCUUUACGAACUUUCAGUUUCGAAUCGAACCAUCUCAACUCGUCCAAGAAAGUUACAGUGAUAGUUUUUGUUUACCGUAGUAAUGAAGUCUCUUUAUUA